Molecule: messenger RNA, 903 nt
Organism: Symbiodinium natans
Lineage: Eukaryota; Dinophyceae; Suessiales; Symbiodiniaceae
Source: the annotation of a GenBank genome assembly
AUGCCAAUUCUCGGUUUCGGCUGCUACAAAGUCGGGGUGAUACCCGGAUCCGCUGCCGGGGCUGCCGAUGCGCCCAAGCCAGCUCCAGCCAAGGGCGUCAUCGCGGACGCUCUUGAAGCUGGCUACCGAUGUUUCGAUUGUGCCCAGUUUUAUGAGAAUGAGGAUACCAUUGGAGAAGCGUUCCAGGCGGCUGGCGUUCCAAGAGAGCAGCUUUACAUUAUCUCGAAGGUUUGGACCAACAACAUCCAUGACGGUCCGUCGGCAGUGCGACAGCAGUGUCUCAAGUCCAUCAAGGACUUGGGUUGUGGAUUUCUCGAUCUCUACAUGAUACACUGGCCGGUUCCAGGCAAGCACGUCGCAGCCUACCAGGAGUUAGUGGACCUGCAGAAAGAGGGCUUAAUCAAGUCCAUCGGGGUUUCGAACUACACCGUGGAGGACCUGGCAGAGCUUCAGGCUGCAAAGCUUCCUCUUCCAGCAGUCAAUCAGAUCGAGAUCAAUCCUUUUCUUUACAGAAAAAAGACAAUUGCCCAUUUCAAAAGCCUCGGUAUACAACUGCAGGCCUACCGAGCACUCUCCAAUUUUGGAAAGUCGGCCUCGUUGGAGAGCGAGAUUGUGGGUGCACUGGCGGCGAAGCACGGGCGUUCAGCAUCACAGAUUCUUGGAAAGUGGUGCGUUCAGAAAGGCUUCCAGCACAUACCGAAGAGCGAAAAACGCUCCAGGAUGGAGGAGAAUGCCCGCAUUUUCGAUUUCGAGUUGGAUGCAGAGGACAUGGAGAAGUUGGAAAACCUGACCACGCUCGCAGCACUGGAAACCUUCAAGUCCUCCUACCUUAAGGGCAUCGUGCGCGACACGCCCUUGCAGGCCAGCACUGACGCCAUCGCAAAAGACAUGACUCUUGACUGA